Messenger RNA from Rotaria sp. Silwood1, 507 nucleotides. NCBI's taxonomy places the organism in Eukaryota, Metazoa, Rotifera, Eurotatoria, Philodinida, Philodinidae. The record is from the annotation of a GenBank genome assembly.
AUGGAUAAGGAGAAUGUUUUUGAUGAUGAAAGCGAUAGUGAAGAUGAGGAAAAAGUUAUGCUGAAUCUGCCUGAUUCAGACGUCGAUGAGAUUGAAGAUCAAUUGAACGGCAUUGGUUUGAAUGAUGAUGAUGCAUAUCUUCCUCAUGAGAUGAACAAAGUGAUGCUCAAUAAAAGUAAAGAUUAUGAAAGUGAAGAGUAUAGUUUCGUUCGAGAUACUAUGGAAUCAACAGGAAUCGCUAGAAAAUCCUUGAAUGAAUUUACACCAUCUCAAAAACGUAUUGCAUCUGUGCCAUAUAGUAAUAUACCUCAAAAACUUUUGAAAGUUCAACAUUUUUCAAGCAAGACAGAUUAUAAUGAAAAUCGGCAGGGUCAUGUUCAAAAACGCUGUGUAUUAUGUCGUUCGAAACAAGUUCGAAAACAAACUAUCUAUUUUUGUCGGACAUGUCCUGAUACACCUGCUUUGUGUUAUCCAGACUGUUUUGAUGCAUUUCAUAGUAAAAUAUAG